This is a messenger RNA of Eruca vesicaria subsp. sativa (arugula), 3756 nucleotides long. The record is from the annotation of a GenBank genome assembly. NCBI's taxonomy places the organism in Eukaryota, Viridiplantae, Streptophyta, Magnoliopsida, Brassicales, Brassicaceae.
AACUCUUCUUUUCUUCUUCAGAUCCCAAUUAGAAAACUCCACACCCUAAUCCCCCAUACAUCUUCUUCCUCCCCGAUCCCGUUGCUUUCCCUUAUCCUUCUAUCAUGGCUUGCAUCAAGGGGGUGGGCAGAUCCGCCUCCGUCGCGCUGGCUCCCGACGCUCCUUACAUGGCCGCCGGAACCAUGGCCGGAGCCGUGGAUCUCUCCUUUAGCUCUUCCGCCAAUCUGGAGAUAUUCAAGCUCGAUUUUCAGUCCGAGGAUCGCGAUUUGCCACUGGUCGGUGAAAUCCCGAGCUCGGAGCGGUUCAAUAGACUCGCGUGGGGAAAAAACGGAUCUGGUUCAGAGGAAUUCUCCAUGGGCCUAAUUGCCGGUGGGCUUGUCGAUGGGAAUAUAGAUCUGUGGAAUCCGCUUUCUCUAAUCGGUUCUAAGUCGAGUGAGAGUGCACUCGUUGGACAUCUUUCAGUUCACAAAGGGCCUGUACGUGGUCUUGAGUUUAAUCCUUUCACCCCAAAUCUACUUGCCUCUGGUGCUGAUGAUGGUGAAAUUUGCAUUUGGGAUCUAACUAAGCCUACUGAGCCUUCUCAUUUUCCCCUUCUCAAGGGUACUGGUUCUGCCACGCAAGGUGAAAUCUCUUUUAUUUCGUGGAACAGAAAAGUUAGCCAGAUAUUAUCAUCUACCUCAUACAAUGGCACUACUGUAAUAUGGGACUUGAGGAAGCAGAAGCCAAUUAUUAACUUUGCAGAUUCUGUUCGACGUCGGUGCUCUGUUUUACAAUGGAACCCUGACAUUGCUACUCAGAUCAUGGUUGCAUCAGAUGACGACACUUCACCUACUCUCAAGCUCUGGGACAUGAGGAAUACAAUGUCACCUGUGCGCGAGUUUACUGGACACGAAAAAGGCGUGAUUGCAAUGGAGUGGUGUCCAAGUGACAGUUCAUAUCUUCUUACCUGUGCUAAAGACAACCGAACUAUUUGCUGGGACACUAAUACAGCAGAGAUUGUGGCCGAGUUACCUGCUGGCAACAAUUGGAAUUUUGAUGUUCAUUGGUAUCCAAAGAUUCCUGGAGUUAUAUCAGCAUCUUCAUUUGAUGGGAAAAUUGGCAUCUACAACAUCGAGGGUUGCAGUCGCUAUGGUGCUGAAGAGAAUACUUUUGGUACUGCUCCCUUAAGAGCACCAAAAUGGUAUAAGCGCCCAGUUGGUGCAUCAUUUGGAUUUGGAGGAAAGCUUGUAUCCUUUAAUGCAAAGGCCCCUGUUAAGGGGGCCUCAAGCAUUAUAUCUGAGGUUUUUCUGCACAGCCUGGUAACAGAACAGAGUUUGGUGAGUCGAACUUCUGAAUUUGAUGCCGCAAUAGAAAAUGGUGAUAAGACUUCUCUAAGGGGUUUGUGUGAGAAGAAAUCUGAAGAGACUGAAUCCGAAGAGGAGAAAGAGACAUGGGGCUUGCUGAAAAUCAUGUUCGAAGAUGAAGGAGCUACAAGGACAAAGUUGAUCAGCCAUCUCGGCUUUAGUUUGCCUUCUGUGGAAACGGAUCAGGCAGUGGAUGGGCUCUCGUCAGAUCUAAAUAGCCUUGGACUAGAAGAUACUGCGGCACAUGCACUGGAGCCUUUGGAAACUAACGAGGCAGCUGCAUUUGCUAUGGACAAUGGAGAAGACUUCUUUGACAACUUUCCUGCUAAACCUGAUACACCUGUAUCUACUAAAUCUGCCAAAGAUUUUGUGCCUCCUGAGACAGAUUUUACUGGCAAAUUAGAAGAAACUCAAGAAAUCCCAGAAGAAGAGGAAGAAAGUUCUGACCUAGUAUUUGAUAAUGCCAUCCAGCGUGCUUUAGUUGUUGGCGAUUACAAGGAAGCGGUUGAUCAGUGUAUAUCGGCAAAGAAAAUGGCUGAUGCUUUAGUUAUUGCUCAUAUUGGUGGUACAUCAUUGUGGGAGAGCACUCGUGAGAAAUAUCUGAAGACGAGCAGGGCACCUUACAUGAAGGUUGUUUCUGCGAUGGUAAACAACGAUCUCACAAGCCUUGUCUAUACAAGGUCGCACAAGUUCUGGAAAGAAACUCUUGCUCUCCUCUGUACUUUUGCACAAGGAGAACAAUGGGCCACCUUGUGCGAUGUCCUUGCCUCAAAGCUGAUGGAUGCUGGUAACACUUUGGCUGCAGUUCUGUGUUACAUUUGCGCAGGCAAUGUUGAUAGAACAGUAGAAAUUUGGUCAAGGAGCCUUGCGAACGAGCGUGAAGGAAGAUCUUAUGCUGAGCUUCUCCAAGAUCUUAUGGAGAAGACUCUUGUUCUUGCUUUGGCAACUGGCAACAAAAAGUUCAGCGCAUCUCUUUGUAAACUCUUUGAGAGUUAUGCUGAGAUAUUGGCCAGCCAAGGGCUUCUUACAACGGCAAUGAAGUACUUGAAAGUUUUGGAUUCUGGUGGCUUGUCACCUGAACUUUCUAUAUUACGUGAUCGUAUUUCCCUUUCUGCAGAACCUGAGACUGACACUACAGCUUCAGGCAACAUUCAGCUUCAAAGCACCAUACCAUAUAAUCAGGAGCCAACGCAGUCGCAACAAAACAUUAUCAGUAACCCAUAUGAGAAUCAGUAUCAACAACCAUACACUGAUUCUUAUGUUGGAGGAUAUGUGCCCCCAGCGUCAUAUCCACCCAUGCAACAAGCAACCAUGUUUAUGCCUCAACAAGCUCCGCCAGCACCGCAGGCAUCAUAUCCUCCGGCACCUGCAAGCAAUGCUCAGCCAUCCAUGAGAACUACUUUUGUUCCGUCAACUCCCCCUGCACUGAAGAACGCAGACCAGUACCAGCAGCCAACCAUUGGUUCUCAUUCAUUCACUGGACCAUCUAACAAUGCAUACCCCGUUCCUCCUGGUCCUGGUUCAUAUGCAUCUUCUGGCCCUUCACAAAUUGGGCAGUAUCCUAACCCUUCACAAAUUGGGCAGUAUCCAAACCCUUCACAAAUUGGGCAAUAUCCUAACCCCAACAUGCCUCAAGUAGUUGCUCCAGGAGCUAGACCCAUAGGAUUUACACCUAUGUCAACUCCAGGAGUUGCUCCAAGAUCUGUUAUGGGUUCUGUGCAACCAGCAAGUCCUCCAACUCAGCAGGCAGCUAUGCAGGCAGCCCCUGCCCCUGCCCCUGCAGCUCCGCCACCAACUGUUCAGACUGCAGAUACUUCCAACGUCCCAGCCCACCAGAAACCUGUGAUAGCAACAUUGACAAGGCUUUUCAAUGAGACAUCGGAAGCACUGGGAGGCGCACGUGCAAAUCCUACCAAGAAGCGUGAGAUAGAAGACAACUCAAAGAAAUUAGGAGCUCUGUUUGUGAGACUGAAUAGCGGAGACAUCUCCAAGAAUGCUGCCGAUAAACUCGCACAGCUCUGCCAGGCUUUGGAUAAUCAUGACUUCGGUGCAGCCCUUCAGAUACAGGUACUUCUGACGACCAGCGAGUGGGAUGAGUGCAACUUCUGGCUUUCGACAUUGAAGCGGAUGAUCAAAGGCAGGCAAAAUAUGCGGUGAUUGUACUCUUUUUUUUGGUCUUCCUUUCUGGGUCGGUUAAAUUAUAAAUCCACAGGAGAGACAUGUGUAUCAGACUCCUUUUGCUUUCUUAAUUUUUGUUCUCUUUUAGAACGCCGCUACUGCUGUUGUUCCAGUCUCUUUUUUUUUUUCUAUAUAUACAUCUAUGAACAAGAUUACCCACAUUUGUUUAAGAAAAGAUAGAAUCAGACUGCUUCAGGACAAGUUUGAUUUUUCUCUUUUUUCUGUAAUAUUUACU